UUUGUCUUUACUCUCCCUCCUCCCUCUUUCCCAAAGUCUCAUUCUUGAUUUUAAAUCUAGGGUUCUUGUUUAUUUUUCUUUUUUUGCUUUGGUCUCAGUUAAGUAGCUUUAACUCCACCCUUUAAGCUCUUGUUUGAGCCACUUUAAAGCUUGAAUCUUUCUGCAUUUUUAUGAUUACCCAACUUGUCUUUUGGUAGUUAGUGAAGUUUAAUAGCUUUCAACAGUAGUUUUUUGUCAUCUUUUUUGGUUCUUGAAUUGAAAGAUUCAAUCUUUUUUCAUAAUCCAUUGCUUUAGAGAAACCCUAUUACAACCCUUGUCAAGAUUUUACUUAAUUUCUUAGUUUCAGUGGUUCUUGAGUAGUUGGGCUUGCAUGGAUGGAAGAGAGGGAAUGUCACAUCCUUACUACUUCAACAGAGGGGUUAGUGGGCCUAAUCCCAGUCCAGGCUCAGUUUUUGGGUCAGGAACCCAGGCUGGAUUAGCUUCCCCAACUGGUUUCAAGAACCUAUCAAGCCCUAAUAUUUCAAUUCAGACUAAUGUUGGAGGUUCACCUUACCAAGCUGAGAUUGUAGUGCCUGAUUUUGGUCAUGGGGUUGACAUUGGUGGAUCAUCCAGUGUGUCAUUGACUGAUUCUAGUAAGAAAAAGAGGGGAAGGCCCAGGAAGUAUGUUCCUGAUGGGACCAGCAUGUCUUUAGCAUUGUCUCCUAUGUCAUCUAAUCCCUCACCUGGGUCUGGGGAUAUAAUGCUGGUGGAGGGAGAGAAGAAGAGUAGAGGGAGGCCUCGUGGUAGCGGAAAGAAGCAAAGAUUAGCAUCUUUAGGCGAAUGGAUGAAUACUUCGGCAGGAAAAGCUUUUACUCCGCAUGUCAUCCAAAUUGCACCAGGAGAGGAUAUUGCGUCAAAAAUACUGGCAUUUGCUCAACAGAGACCAAGAGCUCUAUGUAUCUUGUCCGCCAAUGGUUCUGUUUCUGCCGUGACAUUACGCCAACCCAUGUCGGCUGAUAGCACAUUCACAUAUGAGGGUCGUUUUGAGAUAUUAUGCUUGUCUGGUUCUUAUUUGCUUUCUGAAGGUGGACCCCGGAAUCGAACCGGUGGUCUGAGUGUGUCUAUCUGCACUCCUGAUGGCCUUGUGAUAGGAGGUGCAAUAGGUGGUAGGCUUAUUGCUGCAAGCUUGGUUCAAGCAAUCGUAUGCAGUUUUGUUUAUGAUGGUUUCAAAACAAAAACCAAUCCACAGGCUGAUGCAAAAGCCGAGCAGAUAUCUAAUAUUCAACCCAAUGAAGGCUCAUCUGCACCAACACCAGCAGCCGCUGCUCAGCAGAGUUUGACUCCAAAUCCUGAAAGGUCUUCAUGUUCUCCAAGUUCACGGCCAGAUAUGAGAGAUCUAAACACCGAUAUUGACCUAGCUCAUGGAUGACACAAUUUCUUUCCGCAAGUCGCAUGUCUCUGUAUAGUAAUUGUAAUAUGAAGCAAUCCGAAACUAGAUCAGCAGCAGGAUUCUAAUUGUUAUUGUUAGUAAAUGUGUUCAUCUAGCAAUGUAACAUCUAGGAUUCCUAAGCAACAUAGUCCUGCCUCCCAUGUGUGCUUGUAACAUAUCUAACAUCUCGGGUAUGUCUUUUAGCUAUAUAUUAAUGUUUUGGGCUUUCAGAAUC
Messenger RNA from Daucus carota subsp. sativus, 1643 nucleotides. Its product is annotated as AT-hook motif nuclear-localized protein 5. Bases 371 to 1408 code for a protein of 345 amino acids. The record is from RefSeq and is a predicted model, not a curated record. Gene Ontology annotation, molecular function: minor groove of adenine-thymine-rich DNA binding. NCBI's taxonomy places the organism in Eukaryota, Viridiplantae, Streptophyta, Magnoliopsida, Apiales, Apiaceae. The transcript is spliced from 5 exons.